CCAACUGCCGUGCCGCACCGCGCCGCACCGCACCUUUCCUCACGAUGGCACACAGCCUCAGCCUCCUCGACGGCAUCGGCGCCGGCGCUAGCCAGGCCAAGAAGAGCGCCCUCGCGGGCAUGGGCGUGCCCGACGCGCUCCUCGCCGGCAGCAGCGGCAGCGUGGCGCGCAUGCAGGCCAACGCCGUCAUCGCCGCCGACGGUGCCGCGCCGCUGCCCCACGCCAAUGCCAGCAGCAGCGCCGCCACUGCGGCCGCCGACGCCGCACAGGGCGGCGCCGUCAAGAUGUUCGCCUCCAUCCCCGCCGACGACGCCGAGAUCAAGGCCGCGCCCGUGCCGUACCGCGGCAGCGCCCUCUACGUGCUCUUCACCGACCUGCUGCUGUUCAUCUGGCAGGCGCCCUACAUUCCCACGGCGCUCGUGCCGCUCAACCUCAACCGCGGCGCCUACCCGUUCCAGGACAUGACGCUGCAGGGCGUCGUCUUCCAGAUUCUGGCGCUGGCCUGCUCGCUCCUCGUGCUGCCCGUGCUCUUCUCGGCCCUCUUCGUCGGCAUUCCGGCGCCCGUGCCCACGCUCGUCGCCACGUGGGCGGGCGCGUCGCUCUUCCUCUUCGCGCAGGGCCCCGAGGUCGUCUUCGGCCGCAACCUGGCGCCCGACGGCCACGCCGACGAGGCGUGGUUUUUCAUCAACGGAGUCGCCACGACGCCCUCGGGCACGCGCAAGGCCCUCGCUCGCUUCAAGGAGCUCUUCGGCCGCAACGUCGUCGGCAUCAACAAUCGUUCGCUCGGCCCGCUGGCGGAUCUGGCGCAGUGUCUGAUCCAGCGCGACCUGCGCUGGCCCACGCGCGACGCCUCGGCGGGCUACGAGGUGCUCAAGGCGGCGCUCAACGACGUGGCGAUGGGCAGCAAGAAGAAGGUGGUGCUCAUUGCGCACUCUCAGGGCGGCAUCAUCGCCUCGGCCUGGGUCGACCAGCUGCUCGCCGACUUCAGCCGUGAGGUACUUGGCGCGCUCGAGGUGUACACUUUCGCCAGCGCGGCGUCGCACUUUAGCUCGCCUCUCGACUCGGCCGGCCGUCCGCCGUUUGCUCACGUCGAGCACUUUGCGCACACGCUCGACUACGUCUGUCGCAUCGGCGUCUUGGCCUUCACCUCUCCCGCGGGCGCCUCGCUGCCCGUCAGCGGCAAGACUGAUUCUCACACGGGCGAUGGUCCCGGCGGCACGGCUGUGCUGCUGCCCAACGCCGACUAUCCCAUGCCCAUCACGUCGACGUUCUACGGUCUCCUCUUCGUGCAGCCGGCCGCGGGACACCUCAUCUGCACGCACUACCUCGGCGACAAGAGCAUCCUCAACUCUCGUCAGGCGCGCAGCCACUCCCGGCUCGCGCGCUACAUGAUCGAGCACGGCGCUGCGCUGCGCCGCAAGACGUAGAAGCUCCCCGUUGCAUUCGUGCUCGCUGAGCCACACGCCGGCCCGUGCAAGGCGCCUUUGCUCGCCUCGCCCGUCUGCACGCCUCGUCCUCACCUGUCACGCACCACCACCGUCCCGCAGCUGUCCCGUCUGGCACUCCCCGUCACUGUCACUUCUGGCCUGUUACCGCAAUCACGACGUCAUUCUUCCUC
Tilletiopsis washingtonensis is the source of this 1618-nucleotide messenger RNA. RefSeq lists its product as hypothetical. The record is from RefSeq and is a predicted model, not a curated record. The transcript is spliced from 7 exons. Lineage: Eukaryota; Fungi; Basidiomycota; Exobasidiomycetes; Entylomatales. The coding region runs from base 45 to 1427 and encodes 460 amino acids.